Molecule: messenger RNA, 810 nt
Organism: Aphanomyces astaci
Lineage: Eukaryota; Oomycota; Saprolegniomycetes; Saprolegniales; Verrucalvaceae
Exons: 2
Coding region: 94-810 (238 amino acids)
Source: RefSeq, a predicted model, not a curated record
CCAACACCGAUCAGACACAUGGUUUCCGUGCCCGAUCAGCUGGUCUAACCUCCUCUCUACUCACUGUCAUUUCCACCCACAACCGACCGGCCGAUGAGCAACCUAAACAGCUCCAACGUCACCCUUAUCCAUCCUAUAUGCACAUCGUUGGCAUCCUGCCUCGCGUUUGGCAAAGUAUCAUGCGACCGCGCCUCACAAGAGUGCCCUCCCUGCAUAUACACUGACGCCAAAGGACGGUCCCUUUGCUACGCCCGCAUCACUGGCACCGUGUUGUGCCCGUUUGUCAACACCACCGCAGAUUGCAGCACGUCAAACGAUACAUCGUCGAGCCUGGUGUUGGUGAACAAGACUAGUAAUUCCUUCCCCAAGAACAAAACCGCAUCGACAUACUUCGUCAACACCACCGCCUCGCCCGACAUGGAUGCCGCCGCCGCCGCCUCCCACGGCAGCAUGUCCUCGCUCAACGUUGGCCUGGUCGUGACUGUGGUCGUUCUAGCCGCCGCGAUCGUCGUCAUGCUGGUCAUGUGGAUCAAACGAAGCCGGAACGUCAGCCGUCGUGGCAUAUUCAGCGAGCCGAAACGGCCCCACUACCACAACAACCGCGAGAUUGUGCACAUUGGGUCUAACGUGUUUCACAGUCAAAACCAGAACCAGCGACCACACCCUGGCAACAACACCAACGACUACCUUACGUCCAUCAACCGACUGCACACACCCGUGCUCGGCGAGCCAAUGACCCUGGGGGGGGGCUACUCGCAAGAUUCCUCCCCUGUCUGGCGGAUGAGCACGUCGUCAAACAUUCUGCGUUAA